Messenger RNA from Diospyros lotus (date-plum), 4802 nucleotides. RefSeq names its product receptor-like protein 56. Lineage: Eukaryota; Viridiplantae; Streptophyta; Magnoliopsida; Ericales; Ebenaceae. Gene Ontology annotation, molecular function: protein binding; hexosyltransferase activity. The coding region runs from base 332 to 4417 and encodes 1361 amino acids. Gene Ontology annotation, biological process: glycolipid biosynthetic process. The transcript is spliced from 17 exons. The record is from RefSeq and is a predicted model, not a curated record.
CAGGACCCGCCGCCUUCUAAAAGCUCAAAUUUCAACUGUUUGCUCAAACGCCGUUGCUUAGCCGCGUUCCCUUUGAGUUCACGUCUGAAAUUCGUGGUUACUAGCAGCAUCAAACAGAAGGAGAAUGUUGCAGAAAGGGAUCGAGAUGCCAGGCCAGUUGUUCCCCGGCCGCUGGUCGGUGAAUUGGAGAAAUCCGAGUCGACUGGGAACUGGGAACUGGAACUAGGUCUGGGGAAGUGGGUUCUAAUUGGACUUGGCCCCCCAUGGAAGAAGCUUCCUGAAAGAUAAGAGACUCAUUGGCACAACCUCUCUGGCCUUUGUUAUUUGCAACAUGGAUAAGGUGUGUUCAUCCAAGUCCAGUGACUUAGCCAUCGCUUUCAGGAGCAGCUCGUUCAUCUCUGCCAACUUUGCUGUGUAUUCAUGUUUCGAUAAACUUUCUAUGUUGACCAAUCUUGAAGUUCUUGAUUUGAGUUAUAACAAGAUCAAUAACUCUAAAAUUCUAGAAUUUAUUGGUGGAAUUCCAUCUUUAAAGUCUCUAAAUCUUAGAGAUAAUAGCUUGGGAAGCUCAGUUGAUUUGACAAGUUUUGAAAAAUUUUCUACGUUGACCAAUCUUGAAGUUCUUGAUUUGAGUUUCAAUUGGAUUGAUAACUCCAAAAUUCUAGAAUUUAUUGGUAGAAUUUCAUCUUUAAAGUCUCUAAAUCUUGGAGGUUAUAGCUUGAGAAACUCGGUUGAUUUCACAAGUUUUGAAAAACUUUCUCUGUUGACCAAUCUUGAAGUUCUUGAUUUGAGUUCAAACCAGAUCAAUAACUCUAAAAUUCUAGAAUUUAUUGGAGGAAUUUCAUCUUUAAAGUCUCUAAAUCUUGGCAAUAAUAGUUUGGGAAGCUCGAUUAAUUUGACAAGUUUCGAAAAACUUUCUAUGUUGACCAAUCUUGAAAUUCUUGAUUUGAGUGAUAACAUCAUCAAUAACUCCAAAAUUCUAGAAUUUAUUGGUGGAAUUUCAUCUUUAAAGUCUCUAAAUCUUAGACAUAAUAGCUUGGGAAGCUCCAUUGAUUUGACAAGUUUCGAAAAAUUUUCUACGUUGACCAAUUUUAAAGUUCUUGAUUUGGGUGAAAAUAGCAUCAAUAACUCCAAAAUUUUAGAAUUUAUUGGUGAAAUUUCAUCUUUGAAGUCUCUAAAUCUUAGAGGUAAUAGCUUGAGAAGCUCAAUUGAUUUGACAAGUCGGAACCAGGAAUCAAAAUUGACGAAUCUAGAAGUUCUUGAUUUAUCUUAUAAUUUUAUAACCAAUAUCAUAUGGUCUUCUUUAAAAGAAUUUUCUUCGUUGAAAGUAUUGGAUUUGUCUUGGAACUACAUGAACGAGAGUAUUUCUACUCAAGACUUAGCAAACGUGAGCCACUUGGAAGAAUUAUACUUGGAGGGUGCUACCCUACCUAAUGAUUUUCUUUCAAAUAUUGGUGCCCUGACAUCACUUCAAGUUUUGUCAUUGACUUGGUCAGGACUUAUUGGGACCCUGCCCUCUCAUCAAGGUUUGUGUGAAUUGAAGACUCUUCAAGAGAUUGACUUGAGCUCUAAUGGACUAGGGGGUCAGUUGCCUUGGUGCUUGGGAAACUUGACAUCUCUUAGGUUUCUAGAUAUCUCUGGCAACCAAUUUAAGGGGAACAUUGCAUUGUCUCCUCUUGCCAAUAUCAUAUCCUUAGAAUAUCUUAGGCUUUCAAAUAACAAAUUUCUAGUCCCAAUCUCAUUCAAGUCAUAUUACAACCUCUCCAAACUUACGGUCCUGGAAAGUGUCAACAACAUACUUUUGGAAGAAGAGGACAUUCUUGGCUCAACCCCAAGUUUCCAAUUGCUUCAAGUCCAUCUUUCUAGUUCUGAACAUGGGAGAAACACUCCCAUUUCUCUACCCAAAUUUUUCUACUAUCAAAAUCAACUCGAAAUGGUUGAGCUCUCUGGAUUUGAUUUUGGAGGAAUAUUCCCAAGGUGGUUGUUGGAGAAUAAUACUGGACUACUAACACUUACCUUGACAAAGAAUUCAAUUUUUGAACCUUUUCAAUUGCCCUCGUCUCCAAUGACAGAACUUGUAACAUUAGAUAUCUCCAACAAUAAUUUCUAUGGUGUCAUCCCAUACAAGAUUGGUAGUUUUUUCCCCAAGUUAAAAUUGCUAAACAUGUCCAGAAAUAACUUUGAAGGCGUGAUUCCAUCUUCAUUAGGUGACAUGACCUCUCUAUAUAUUCUAGACUUGUCAAAUAACCAAUUAUCCAGUAAAAUUCCUGUACACUUGGCAAUGGGUUGUAGCUUCUUGGAAGUGCUGAAACUAUCAAGCAACAACUUGACAGGCCCUAUACUACCCCCUCAAAAUAACUUACCAAACUUAUGGCUGUUGUAUUUGGAUGAUAAUAAGUUCACAGAAAUCCCACACUACUUAUCCAACAGUAGUGGCUUGAAAAUGUUGAAUCUUAUUCAUAAUCAUCUUGAAGGUGUGUUUCCUCUUGAGUUUUGUCAAUUUGAUGGACUACAACUAUUGGAUCUUUCUGACAACAAUUUCACUGGGACAAUACCAUCUUGCUUCAAUGUGGAAGACCUAAAGCAAAUUCAACUGUCCAAUAAUAGGCUAAAUGGACCAUUUCCGGAGGUGUUCCAUCAAUUAAUGAACAACAUAAAAAUGAUAGAACUUUCAAAUAACCAUUUUAAUGGCAGCAUUCCACAUUGGAUCGACAGUCUUUCCUGGUUAAGCAUUCUUAUCUUGAAAAAUAACCACUUUGAAAGUAAUAUCCCAGAUCAGAUUUGCCACUUGUCUAGAUUAACCUUGAUUGAUCUUUCUUCCAAUAAGUUUUCAGGCAACAUUCCUAGUUGCUUGAAUAAUAUCCCAUUUGAUAUAGAAAAGGAAUUAGAACCGUUCAUACCUUCAACCAGUCAAAUUAUGGAAGCACCCUUGACGCCUAACCUAAAGAUUUAUAGUCAUCGUGGUUACUCAAUGCUUGUUACCAGCAUAGAUGACAUCUUGUCCGCAAAUCAAGCAUUUUUCUUAUCACAAGUGGAGUUCACAACCAAAGGAAUGGACUUGCCCUUCACAGGAGAGCCUCUGUCCCUUUUUUCAGCAAUUGAUCUCUCCAACAACAAAUUAGUUGGCCACAUACCACCUGAAAUUGGCAGCCUUAGCAAAAUCAAAGCACUGAACCUCUCCCACAACAACUUGAUUGGAGGAAUCCCAACAACAUUUUCCAAGUUACAGAAUAUAGAGAGCUUGGAUCUUUCUCACAACAACUUGGAUGGGAAUAUCCCUUCUCAACUUACUAGUCUAUACUCACUGGGGACGUUCAAUGUGUCUUACAACAAUUUCAGUGGAAGGAUACCUCAGGCAACAAACCAAUUUGGAACUUUCGACUCAAGUAGCUAUAUUGAGAAUCCAUUUCUUUGUGGAGAACCAUUACCAAAUAAUUGCAUAGAUUCGCCUCCAUCAGUUCCAUCAGCCAAUAAUAAUGUUAUUGUGAAGGAUGUUUGGAAGGAGUAUACCGGCUGGCCGCUGAACGACAUGGAGAGAUCUUACAAGUUCAUGGUUAAACACGUACAACUUUGGAAGGUUGCAUUUCACAGUACCUCUCCCCGAUGGGUACACUCUGUCUACCUUGCAGCCAUUGCGCCUUUUAUGCCAAGUAUGUUCCUUUUUGUUCUUGUUAACCAUUUGACCUCUACUCCAAACUUACAUAUUUUCUCACAGAUUUUCCAUGUUUGGUGGCGAGUAUUGGGUGUUUUUGGCUUGCCAAUCAGGCCCUCCUUUUGCUGUGCUGUUCUUGUCAAGGAUGAUUUAAGGGUUGAACUCGAGAUGGAUCCUGAAUUGCCUGCAGUGUUGCUGAUGGGGGGUGGUGAAGGAAUGGGUCCAGUUAAGAAAACUGCAAAGGCCCUUGGAGAAUCUCUAUUUGACAAAGAACUUGAGAAACCAAUAGGGCAGCUGAUUGUUAUUUGUGGUCGUAACAAAGACCUAGCUUCUACACUGCUCUCGCUUGAGUGGAAAAUCCCGGUGAAGAUUAGAGGGUUUGAGACUCAGAUGGAGAAGUGGAUGGGUGCUUGCGACUGCAUUAUUACGAAAGCAGGGCCCGGUACAAUUGCAGAGGCAUUGAUCAGAGGGCUUCCUAUCAUUCUCAACGACUAUAUUCCUGGACAGGAAAAGGGUAACGUUCCCUAUGUGGUAGAAAACGGUGCUGGUGUCUUCUCCCGGAGCCCCAAGGAAACAGCCAGGCUUGUGGCCGAAUGGUUUAGCACCAAAACAGAUGAACUCAAGAGAAUGUCAGAGAAUGCCCUCAAACUCGCCCAACCAGAGGCCGUUUUCAACAUCGUGAAGGACAUUCACGAACUAUCAUGCCAGCGGGGGCCCCUAGCCAGCGUCCCCUACGAGCUAACAGCAUCGUUCUCCAGCCUAAUUUAACCGAUCAAACCCACAUCUCCCGUUGGGGCUAACAUCUGAUCUACUAAGUAAAUGUGUACAGGUAGUAGACCUCCCAUUAAGUCUCUUAUCAUUCUUUGGUAUUGAAAAGUCUUUCUACGCAUUUAAGUUGCCAAAUUUUGCUGGGCAAGAUCAGAUCUGAUGUUUGGAAAGGUUGGGAUUAGUUUCUCUGGUAUUCGAGCAGAAGAGAAGUUUUUAUGGUUGUAUAUCUAGUAUCCUGUUUUGCGGAAUGAAUCCAAAUUUCCAUGUAAUCUCCCUUUGUUGUGUUGCUUCUGGAAGCUUCUUUCAUUGUUGAUACUCCAGUGCUUUCCUUAUUGUCAUUCUCUCCAUGCUUAUACGGCAAGAGUUGUUGAGCUGUUGAAGAUUA